This is a messenger RNA of Puccinia triticina, 1044 nucleotides long. RefSeq lists its product as uncharacterized. NCBI's taxonomy places the organism in Eukaryota, Fungi, Basidiomycota, Pucciniomycetes, Pucciniales, Pucciniaceae. Bases 1 to 1044 code for a protein of 347 amino acids. The record is from RefSeq and is a predicted model, not a curated record. The transcript is spliced from 4 exons.
AUGUCACAAAUCAACACAAUCGACGUCUCACCUAGAAAUAAGUUCCUCCAACAGCCCAGCGUAUACAAAUCGGAGAUUGAGCAACUCACGGCCGACGGUUCAAACUUCAACAAGUGGAAGCGGGACCUGUUGCGGGUGAUUUUGUUGACACUCAGUCAUGCAGCUUUUUUUGAGAACCCGGACAACUACAAGAAAAUCUCGGCGCAGGAGGAAACAUGCUUGUUAUACCUCAUACAAAUCACGGUACAUGAUGAACUCUCUUUGCUUGUCGAUCGGAUUACGGGACCUGCCACUGAUCCUUCACAAGUCCAAGGUUUAUUCAACAAGCUAUUUGAUGUAUUCGCUGAUCUCAAGAACGUCCAGGCAGCGCUGCCUCCUUUCGUCGAAAGUCUUAUUCUCCAGGCGGCAAUUAUCACAUCGGCGUAUGGGGAAAGCAAUUGGUUCGACACCAAUCAACCUCAAACGGUUUCGGUAUUUAGAUCUUUUCAACCCAACUGGCAAGGACCAAGAUAUAACCAACAGCCCCAUCAGAACACUCCCGGCAGAUCCAACAAUCACCCUCCACAACACGGAAAUCAGCCAAAUCACCAACAGUCAACGGUGGGAAAGCCAGGGAACCCAACGGUCAAUGAUAUAUUGGCGGCUCUCAACAACAUCAAGAAAGGAAAUCAAGGCCCGUCGGACCCUUCGGUUUUCAGCGGUAAACCUUGCGCGUACUGCGGGGUGCAGGGGCACUUGAGGUUGUCGUGUCCGACCCUCCGCGGCGAUGCCAAGCUGCCGCCACCUAACACUCCCCUACAUGGUCGCCCCAUUUCCGGUUUCGCCCGCCAGGCCGCACCCCCAAACAACCCACCCACAGGCCAAGAUCAGAAUGCAGCAGUUCGAUCAGCUGUGGGCGCGGAUGCGACGGGUGCCGCCGGCGAUGGUACUGUUUUGGAUUCAGGGGCGACCCACCAUUGGACACCUCACAAUGGUCAAUGGGGAUGGUACCCUCAUGAUCCCGAAAUUGUUGUACAUCCCGGAGAUGAGCGGCACUCUUCUUAG